Gadus chalcogrammus (walleye pollock) is the source of this 5472-nucleotide messenger RNA. RefSeq names its product myocyte enhancer factor 2aa (gene mef2aa). The transcript has 12 exons. NCBI's taxonomy places the organism in Eukaryota, Metazoa, Chordata, Actinopteri, Gadiformes, Gadidae. Gene Ontology annotation, biological process: positive regulation of transcription by RNA polymerase II; cell differentiation. The record is from RefSeq and is a predicted model, not a curated record. The coding region runs from base 490 to 2121 and encodes 543 amino acids. Gene Ontology annotation, molecular function: protein dimerization activity; DNA-binding transcription factor activity, RNA polymerase II-specific; histone deacetylase binding.
UGCUCGUCAGAUAGGGGGAGGAGUCUCUCACUGACAAGAGGGGGAACAGCUCGUGUGAGUUUGUCAGCUCCCUAAAAUAGCAGGCAGAGUGUAAAUGUGACUGAAAUUACGUUUAUCCACUGGAGUCACCGAUAUAGAGUAUCUAUAUACAGCGUCUGACUUGGGAGUAAAGGACACUUUCCAAAAGGAAGGAGGCGCAGGCCGUCGGCUGAAUCUGAAAAGGAAGAAAAAGGAAACGUUGGAGGAAAUAAAUCAAAGCGAAGGAGUUGAACACACCUGGUCCCAUCAGGAGGACAUCAAUUAUUUGGGUUUUCUGGUCGUGGUGUGAGCCACUCAAGCGAUAGAAAAAGUGUGCGCGAGCGAGAGAGAGAGAGACGGCGAGAGAAGAGUGCUGUACAAUGUGCUAGAAGAAGAGCGAGGGCGAGAAGAGAGCUUGGUUGUUUGUUCUGAUAUUGUCGAGGUGUCGGAGAGAACGGACAGGACGCAGCCAUGGGGAGGAAGAAGAUACAGAUCACCAGGAUCAUGGACGAGAGGAACAGGCAGGUGACCUUCACGAAGAGGAAGUUUGGCCUGAUGAAGAAGGCCUACGAGCUGAGCGUACUAUGUGACUGUGAGAUAGCCCUCAUAAUUUUCAACAGCUCUAACAAACUGUUCCAGUACGCCAGCACGGAUAUGGACAAAGUGUUGCUGAAGUAUACCGAAUACAACGAGCCCCACGAGAGCAGAACCAACUCAGACAUCGUAGAGAAAUUGAGAAUCAAAGGCCAUAAUGACUGUGCUAGCCCCGACCCAGAGGAGUGCUUUGGUCAAAGCCCCCUCAUGGACGACCAUUUCAGCAAACUAGGCGAAGAGCGUGCUUUAAUGUACAAGCGCACGCCCUUUGGCCCACCCCAGCAGAACUUCUCCAUGCACGUGGCCGUGCCCGUCUCCCACCCCAACGCCUCCAUGUACCAGCAGGGCGUCGGCCAGGGCUCCCUGGGCGACGGCGGGAUGCUGUCCCCUGCUCCAGACGCACUCCUCGGCCCUCCACAGGCCCCUGGAGCUCACAAGCAGGGGGACCCCCAGACAGAGCCUUGCUUUUUGUGUGCCGCAAACAUGGACAGGACAUGUCCUGUCCCUGGUGUUGUUCUCACAUCUCCCUCCACUUGGCAGAGCAGUGCGGAUGGUUCAUCUGUCGCUCGGUGCAUCUCAUUAGGUGGCAUGCUGGAGACCACAGACUUCCCAGUGCCAAGCGGCGUGGGCUCCAGCCCAGUGGGAAACGGCUUCGUCAACCCCCGAGGCUCGCCGGGUCUCCUGGGCGCGUCGAGCGGCAACGGCCUGGGCAAAGUCAUGCCCACCAAGUCUCCUCCGCCCCCCGGAGGCAGCAUGGGGCUUGGGGGCCGCAAGCCCGACCUCCGGGUGGUUAUCCCCCCAUCCAGCAAGGGGAUGAUGCCCCCGCUGUCGGAGGAGGAGGAAAUGGAUUUGAACACCCAGAGAAUGAGCAGCUCCCAGUCCAGUCAGACGCUGGCCACGCCGGUGGUGUCUGUCACCACCCCCAGCCUCCCCCCUCAGGGCUUGGUGUACUCAGGCAUGCCAACCGUUUACAACCCUGCCGAGUACUCCCUGAGCAGCGCCGAGCUCUCCUCCCUGCAGGGCUUCGGCUCCCCGGGGCUCUCGCUGGGCUCCAUGUCGGCAUGGCAACAACACCAACUGGGCCAAGCAGCGCUUAGUUCUUUGGUGGGCGGAGGCGGGCACCUCCCACAGGCCUCCAACCUCUCGCUCAACACCAGCCAAAACAUCAACAUCAAGUCGGAGCCCAUCUCGCCCCCCAGGGAGCGGGUGGCCCAGUCGGGCUUCCCCCAGCAGCAGCAGCAGCAGCAGCAGCACCACCACCACCACCACCACCACCAGGGCUCCAGUCGGCAGGACCUGGGCCGCUCCCCCGUGGACAGCCUCAGCUCCUCCUGCAGCUCGUACGACGGCAGCGACCGUGAGGACCACCGGCCCGACUACCACUCGGGCGCCACGGCGGCGGUGGUGGGGGGCGGCGGCGGCGGCGGGAUGGGCAGACCCCCCACCGGGCCCGAGGAUCGGGAGAGCCCCUCGGUGAAGCGCUUGCGGAUGGACACGUGGGUGACUUAGAGAGGAGCCCCUCUUUUUGAAGGCACCAGGGGGGGAUCCGACCGGCCCGUCGGUCCGAGAUGCGCUGGGAGGGGGGGGGUAGAUGGAGAGGUACACCUGGAGAUUAAAUCAACAGGGAAAAGGUUUGUAGAACUAUCGACAUGUUAUUAUUUAACUCCUUUUUCGGUUGCUUUUUUGCCAAGACAUGAGUGGCAGAAAAUACAAUUUGAAUUGAAGGAAAUAGUAAAAAAAGAAAGAGCUGGACAUACUGAGGUGAUUCUCUAACUGCGAUGAGAAAUAAAAUAUAAAACAUGAGCUAUACUCACUGAUCUACUUAUGCCCCAAAUCUGUCCUCUUUCUUUUAGCCGCCGUGGUUACAAUGUCCCAAACAAUCAGAUGCUGUGCUGCUUUGGGCUGAGGCCCCUGAUAUUUGAAGCAAUCAGCGAGAAUUCAACUUCUGUAUAAACGUUGCUGUUGCAAUUAUUCAGGACCUUUCACACUCCACUUGCCCUCAUGUUUUCUCUAUCAACCAAUCGAUUCGGCUCAGAGACGAGAGGGAGCUCACGUUAUACAAGAGUUACCGUCGAAAGCGACCUUUAUGUUCACAGACAUGUUAAAACACGAGAUAGGAAAGAAUUAGUUGCGAUUAUAGCAUAACUUUCAUGUUCUAAUUUAAAAGAGUAUAGGAUAUAUAAUGUGCAAUUAAGAUGAACGAAACGUGUCCAGUUGAACUGGUGAGAGUCCCGAUGUUAACAUACAACAAUUCGUCAGUAAUACAAAGCCAAAGGUGUUUCUCUCUGUUCUUAUGUACAAUCGCUUUUGGUUUCCUAGCCGUUCGCUUUUUAGAGUGCUUUUUCUGUCUUUUCAUUUUGAUUGUGCUAACUAGAACGCGUGUAAAAUCAUGUAAGCCAGGUUUGAAUCAAUAUCUAAAGCCAUGAACACUUGCUGUCCUGUUUGUAUAAUUGACAAUUUGAGCCAAACAUUUGUUUGUUAUGUAUAUAGUAACUUUAAUAUAUAUAUCACCAGGGUAUGAGUACAUACUGAAUGUACCAUCACCAAUUUUGAGAAAGUAUAUUUUUGUGGAUUACCGCCGGGUUUACAAGGAUAGACCCUUCACAAAAGAGAAUUCAUUCGACAAUAGUUGCUACUUGGUUUGAUUCACUGCAAACUCUAUUUCUUUCUUUCUCUGUUUUUCUUUCUGUUACUUUUCUCUUGGCCUCAACACAAAUUUUAACGACAAUGCCAUGAGUUGGAAUUUUCCACUUAGUCAUAUUUGUUAAAGCGAGGGUGAAGAAGUAGCAUUUCUUCUGUGUGAGCGAUAUAUCUGCUUUCUACACUGCCAACAUGCAGAACCAAGGCCCUAUGUGGAGAAGAGCUUGUUUUGUGGAAAGAUAUGCCACGCCUUUCAUAGGCCCAUUUUUGGUUCCAGUACAGUAAUCCCCCCAGAAAAAGAGGAAUCCUCUGACUCAUAGAGGAAGCAUUUCAACAUUGAUGAUACAUUUUUAAAUGAUUGGACAUUACAAUAGAUCACCGUGGGCCACUUAUAAACGUCUGGAUACUCCCAUUACACUUGUUUUUGGUUUAUGUUUUAUCGGCUCUGGAAAUUGCAUCAUAUAUAUUCAACCCCCCCAUUGUAAUUAGUUAUUCCUAUGAAAGCCUACACGUCUAUCAAGUGCAUUUUAGCGCUCAGAGGGCUUGAAGAUAUGAACGUUCAGUUGGGAUUCACAAAGGCUGUUCUCAUGUAGACGUAGAGCACAGCAGUGGAAAAGUCCUUCCAAUAAAGAAAAUUCAUGGUCAUUGAUGUUUUAACAACUGCUGGAUCGAACACAUUUCCAGAGACGUCCGCUAUAGAAAUGGAGUAUCACUCUGCAUUCACCAUUCCAUAUCUUGUGCAUCAUCAUUCUAGCUCCUUCAUUGAUUUCAUUCAAAGUUGACCAAGGGUCAAACUGAAUCUAUGCAGUAUUCAAAGCUCAAAAUCACCUAGUUUGGAUCACUGACGUUUUAUAACCCAUUCACAGUGAGGUUUCAUUUAACUAACAUAAUAUCAGUGGGUGGGCUAGUUUGUAAAUGGGAGACUUAAAGGUAAAUUCCACUGCAAAGCAAAAUUAAGGUAAUUUAGAUGAAUGACUAGUGGAUAUAGUGGAUGUCACAAGUAACCGAGUUUAGAAGUACUAUUGUUGUCUUUGGAGAGCUAUUUUGCUCACUUCCCCCUGUUGUAGUCCACAGUAGAGGAAGACACCAGACACCGUAGUUUAGCAAUCCAUCAAUAUGAUAACCACACAGAUAACUGGGUGACAGAUGGCUAUCUAGGUGGAUAGGCAACAUUCCCUUUUAAUGGCAGACCCAUUGUGGAAUUUGCCUUUAAGUGACAUAGAACGAGGUACCAGGCCUGCCCACAAAAGCAAAGAAAUUAAAAAAGACAUGUAAAGAUUAAGAUACAUCAUCUCACAUUCCCAUCAAGACAAUUUUGAAAAGCACUAUUUCUAUCCAGGAGAAUGUAUUCCAAUGGAGGCACUGCAGGUGGACCACAGCAAUAAGACAGCCUGGCUUCACACGUCGAGCGCUCACUUAGCACUUGAUGGAAUAUCAGGGAUUUUUUGUAGCUUCUCAGUAGAUUUACUGUUAGGGACCCCCCCUUCCCCCUCCCCCUGAAAAAAACCAUUGCCCAGUUAAAUCUGGUUAUAGCCAAGUCUAAACUCUUUAAACAAGAUUCACACAAGACGAUGUGUACAGGGAAUGCAACGUGAUACACUGGCUCUAAAUGGUGUGUCGGAAUAUGUGCAGAACUGAAUGUGACAGGCAAGAGAAAAUCAACCCACCUUUUUAGAGAACUUUGCUGUGCAGGAGUACACACUGCUUUGCGUCAAUGCUUUUAUAAAGAGAACCGUGUUUGGUAAAUGUCUGUUGUAGUUGUUAGUUCACUUAAAUAAGCUGUUGUUCGGUUUGAUUGCUCAGACUGUUGGCCGCACAAGCUGGACUUUGUUGCCAAUAAUGAAAUUAUCCGUUCACAAAAUCAAGACAAUUCAUUUGCAUUUUAUUUUUCCUUGAAUGUCCUGUUUUAUCGUCAUCAUGCAAUGAAUAUUCAAUUGAACUUUUCAUUAAACAUUUAAAGUACUAUGCUAGAUAUUGUACAAAAUUUGUAUUCUGCCUUCACAAAAGUAAAAAAAAAACAUCAUUGGCUUUUAAUGUGUAAUUUAAGUCAUCUCACUUAUUCUGCAUAAAAUGAAGUGAACAGCUCUUACAUAGAAUGUGUCCUCUUGUAAAAUCCCCAACAAUAGACACUGUCUACUUUAAUAAACACCUCAAUGUAUGCUCCGUCAGUAUUCUGACAAACAUUUGUCUUUUAUUGAACUCUUCUUAUUCUAAUGAGGG